AUGGCAACGGAGAGCCCCGCCAAAAAGCUCAAGAUGGACGGCCCCCCAUUGAUUGGCACUCACAGUGGCCACUUCCAUGCUGACGAGGCUCUUGCUGUCUCUAUGCUCCGUCUCCUUCCUACCUACGCCAACUCGCCUCUCGUCCGCACCCGCGACCCUGACGUCUUGAAGACAUGCCACACCGUUGUCGACGUAGGCGCCGCAUAUGACGAGAACGCAAGGCACUUCGACCACCACCAGCGCGAAUUCGCCACCACGUUCCCCGGUCACUCAACCAAGCUAUCCUCCGCUGGACUUGUAUACAUGCACUUCGGCAAGGAUAUCAUCUCAGUCGUUACUGGUCUACCACGUGGCGCUGACCUCGACAUCCUCUACGAGAAGAUCUACACCGACUUUAUUGAGGCCUUUGACGCCAAUGACAAUGGUGUGAAUGCGUUUGACCCCAAGGCUGUGGAAGCCGCAGGUCUCACCAAGCAAUUUGAAGACCGUGGGUUCAGCAUUGCCAGCGUGGUCAACCGCUACAACUACUCCGUCUCCAAGGCUAAAGAUGAGAGCAAGAGCAAAGAACUGUUGCAACAAGAGGAAGACGCCCGUUUCGCAAAGGCCUCUGCGUUCGUCGGCGAGCAGUUCAUCAUCGAGCUGACCGACCGUGCUACUGCCUGGCUCCCCGCUCGCAAUACCGUCAAGCUCGCAUACGAAGGACGUCUCCAGUAUGAUCCUCAAGGCCGCAUUUUGGUCCUUCCCGAUGGCAUGCCCUGGGCGGAUCACCUCUACACUCUCGAGAAGGAAUCGCCAAUUCCUGACGGUAUCGCUCCGCAAGUGCUCUAUGUCCUCUUCCCGGAAACCAAGGAGCCAGAUAGCAAGUGGCGCAUCCGUGCCGUCAGCAAAGAGAAUGGUGGCUUCCAGAACCGCAAGGACCUGCCUGACCCAUGGAAGGGCGUUCGUGACGAGCAGCUUUCCGAAGUGUCAGGUGUUCCAGGCGGUGUCUUCGUGCAUGCCGCUGGUUUCAUCGGCGGUAACAAGACAUUCAAAGGCGCCUUGGACAUGGCUAAGAAGGCUUGUGAGUUUUAG
Didymosphaeria variabile is the source of this 1071-nucleotide messenger RNA. RefSeq lists its product as uncharacterized. Gene Ontology annotation, cellular component: nucleus; cytoplasm. NCBI's taxonomy places the organism in Eukaryota, Fungi, Ascomycota, Dothideomycetes, Pleosporales, Didymosphaeriaceae. The coding region runs from base 1 to 1071 and encodes 356 amino acids. The record is from RefSeq and is a predicted model, not a curated record. The transcript has 2 exons.